Messenger RNA from Drosophila ficusphila, 962 nucleotides. RefSeq names its product ficolin-2. Bases 131 to 871 code for a protein of 246 amino acids. The record is from RefSeq and is a predicted model, not a curated record. The transcript has 2 exons. NCBI's taxonomy places the organism in Eukaryota, Metazoa, Arthropoda, Insecta, Diptera, Drosophilidae.
GGGCUUUAUCAAUUGCCGUCUUCGUCAUUUCAGGAGUAGGCAAUACUAAAAUUUCGAUAAGAAUUAAGCAACUAAUAUAUAAAGAACCCUCUUGGCCAAUUGAAAAUCAUUUUAAGCUCGAACCGGCAAAAUGAAACCCAUUUGCCUUGUGCUUUGCGUGUUUUCGCUGUGUUUAAUUUAUUUGGCCAGUGCGGAAAUUGGAGAAUAUGAGGGAGUGCAGACCUUCAAGAAGUACUCCUCCUCCUGCAAGGAGUUGAAGCCCAAGAAGAGUGGUGUUCAAAAGAUCCAAGUGGGAAGCGAUAUAAUCGAGGUCUACUGUGAUGUGACAAUCGCCGGAAAAGGAUGGUUGGUCGUUCAACGGAGAGUCAGUGUUGAAGAGAACUUCUUCCGCAACUGGACUUCCUAUCAGACGGGAUUUGGUGACCUCAAGGGAAACUUCUUCCUCGGUCUAAAUAACCUGAACAAGAUUGCAGCCCUCGAACCUCAGGAACUUUACAUCCAAAUGGUGGACUUCGCGGGAGAAAAGCGAUACGCCCACUACGAUCUGUUCAAUGUGGGCAACGUGUACAGUAACUACUCGAUUACUCAACUGGGCGUGUACAGUGGAACGGCUGGAGACAGCCUGAAGUACCAUCUGAGCCAGCCCUUCAGCACCUUCGAUCGGGAUAACGACAAUAGCACCACAAAUUGUGCCGCCAGGUUCAAGGGAGCUUGGUGGUACAAGGAUUGCCUUUCCAGCAAUCUGAAUGGUGCCUAUCUGGGUGGCAACUACACCGAUCCCGAUCUUCUCGGUUCUGGAAUUGUUUGGGGAGAGUGGAAGGGCUUCUCUUACAGCUACAAAACUGUUAACAUUAUGAUCCGACCAAAAUAAAAACAUAUUUCAAACCCAUACUCAUGAGCAAGUUGCCUUGAGUCUAAAUAAAAUGCUUGAAAUCCAAAACAGAAUUUUUAAUAAAAACUUA